Neltuma alba is the source of this 1568-nucleotide messenger RNA. RefSeq names its product protein STRICTOSIDINE SYNTHASE-LIKE 3. Gene Ontology annotation, molecular function: hydrolase activity. The record is from RefSeq and is a predicted model, not a curated record. The transcript is spliced from 4 exons. NCBI's taxonomy places the organism in Eukaryota, Viridiplantae, Streptophyta, Magnoliopsida, Fabales, Fabaceae. Gene Ontology annotation, cellular component: endomembrane system. The coding region runs from base 125 to 1306 and encodes 393 amino acids.
AGGAGUUCCCAUUUUAAAAUUUUCUGCAUUGACUCUCUGGCCUAACAUUUGGAAAACGUUGUCUCUCCUGUGCUUUGCAUUGUCAUUUUCGCCGGACCUGGACUCAAGCUUUCAGCUCUAUGCGAUGACGCUGGCUGGGGUUCUCGCCAUUCUCUUUCUCCUCCUUGCUCUGUACUGUGGGUUAGACCCUUUUGGGCACAGCCCCAUCGCUGGCUUCCCGGAGUUCGAAGCCUGGAAAGUCGAUUUGCCGGCUUGGUCCGAUGUUCCCACUGACGUUGACGCGGAAAACUUGUUGCAGAAGUCGGAGAUUAAGUUUUUGAAUGAAGUUCAGGGACCUGAGAGCAUUGUCUUUGACCCUCUUGGUCGUGGGCCGUACACGGGCGUCGCUGAUGGGAGAAUCUUGUUCUGGAAUGGGCACUCUUGGACUGAUUUUGCUUAUACGUCGUCCAACAGGUCAGAAAUAUGUAAUCCCAUAGCAUCUUCUACACCUUUUAGUUACGUAAAGAAUGAGCACAUCUGUGGAAGACCUUUGGGACUCAGAUUUCACAAGAAAACAGGUGACAUGUAUAUCGCGGAUGCAUAUUUUGGGCUCAUGAAGGUGGGGCCUGAGGGUGGUUUGGCAACGUCUCUUACAACUGAGGCUGAAGGAGUGCCUCUCAAGUUUACUAACGAUGUAGAUGUUGAUGCAGAAGGAAAUGUAUAUUUCACGGAUAGCAGCACUAAAUAUCCAAGGAGGAAUUUCCAUCAGCUGGUAUUCUCUGGCGAGGAUAGUGGCAGGGUUUUGAAAUACAACCCCGCCACAGGCGAAACCAGUGUUCUUGUCAGGAACGUCCAAUUUCCAAAUGGCAUUUCCUUAAGCAAGGAUGGUUCCUUUUUUGUCUUCUGUGAAGCGUCUAUUGGCAGGUUAAGUAAGUUCUGGCUAAAAGGCGAUAAAGCUGGGACCUCGGAGGUGUUAGCCAUUCUUCCUGGAUUCCCCGACAAUGUGAGAGUCAAUGAGGAUGGAGACUUUUGGGUGGCUCUUCAUUGUCGAAGGUAUAUGUACAGUUACAUAAAUGCCCACUACCCACAGAUCAGAAAAUUCAUGCUGAAGCUUCCUAUUCCAACAAGGAUUCAAUACUUACUUCAGAUAGGAUGGAGGCUCCAUGCAGUAGUUGUUAAGUAUAGCCCCGAGGGUAAGCUUCUGCAGAUAUUGGAGGAUAGUCAAGGAAAAGUUGUGAGAGCUGUGAGUGAAGUGGAAGAGAAGGAUGGUAAACUCUGGUUUGGAAGUGUUCUCAUGCCCUUUGUUGCAGUUUAUGAUCUGAAAUAAAGCGAGGAAACUGGAGGCUGAAUUUUUCUUUCACAUUAUCAAUUAACACUUACACGCGUCUUUGUAGUGUAAGCAACUAGCCCCAUGUAAUAAUCAAGAAGAUACAUUGAGACUUGGUUUUGUCCACUCUCAUUGGGAGGCUUCCCCUUUUGCGUCAUUGUUUACAGUAUGAUUUUUACCAACGUGAAUUUGUAAAUAAGGUUAUAAAAAAGUCUCUAACAAUCGUAACUGGUGGAUUGUGAUCCGGAAAAAGUUUUGACUA